UUGAAUAAACUCGUAAAUAAUUCAUCAAUUGAUUAAAAUAGUCAAUAAAAUUCAAAUAAAGUUAGUUGCACAGAUUGAUUGCAGCCUAAUUUAAUUAUUUACCAUAAAUUUCAAUCGGAUGUAAUAUUCUUAGAUUAUGGAUACGGUGUGACGUUUUAUUGAACGAUGAACAGUGAUCAAAGCCCUGGAAGCCCUAUAGACUUGAGUGACCGUGAGCAGGCAGUUCUGAUGGACCCAAUAGACCACGCUCGGGCCCGGUAUCCCUACUGCAUAGUAUGGACACCAAUACCAGUCCUAACAUGGAUAUUUCCAUUCCUGGGUCACAUGGGCAUUUGUAUGUCCAAUGGAGUGAUAAGAGACUUUGCAGGACCAUACUUUGUGUCUGAGGACCUGAUGGCCUUUGGUAACCCUACUAAGUACUGGCAGCUGUCACCACACAGAGCUAUGAACGGCCAGGCUGGCUGGGAUACAGCUGUGUCUGAGGCCUCAGACAUAUAUAAGAAAAGAAUGCAUAUAAUAUUCUACGACAACUGCCACUCCCAUGUAGCCACGGCCCUCAACAUCAUGAGCUACGGAGGCUGCAAAAACUGGAACAUGGUCAAACUGGCUCUCUACAUGAUACCAUUCUCAAGAUAUGUCAGCUUUGGUGCAUUCUUGAAGACUUGGUUACCGUUUUUCGUUAUUGUGGCAUUGAUUUGCGGGCUAGCUGCAGCUAUAUAAGCUAAACACAUAAAUAUAACUACUGCUGUAUGUUACUGAGAUAAUCAAUUAGUAAUUGAACAUUAUUGUAUAGAAGUUUGUCUUCUUUGCAGAAAUCCAUGAAAUACUUAUGUUGACAAGGAACACUAUGCUGAAUUUGCUAUAAUCUGCAGAAAUUAGACAAAUAUCUUAAGGUGGCAAUAAAUACCCUUAAUCAACUUUGGAUUUUAGUAUUGUGGCUAUUAUUUUUGUAUUGUGGCAAUAAUAAACUGCCAAAGGUCACAUCAUGACGUUAUUGCCUAAUAGGGAAGUAUUUUCUGAAUAUUUACAUUAUAACAUAAUUUUGAUGUCAAAGGAAAAUUAUCUAAUUUCACUCAUUUUAUAGUCUCAAUUUCUCUACUACUGGUUUCAUUUCUUAGAUAUUCAGCCAAAGUCGGUUUGUUUGUGCAGAUGAAAUUAAGCUUUAAAAUUAUCAAUAUAAUUUCUAUUUUAUUCUGACUUUUCAGUAGCGAUAUAGUCUGUAGACUAUGAUUGCCAGCCUACAAAUCUUACAGAACAAUACUAACAUAGCACGUUAAACCCCCUCUUUGGGGUUCCAUGCUGUGCAAUAGUCGAUGUAUGCGUAAAAGCAAUGCCUACCCUACAAUUUGUAAUGUAUUUAAUAAGUUGUGAAUAUUAUAGCAAAUGAAGCAUAAUAUUCCUCGCUGUAAAUAUUUACAUGGAAAUGAGUUUCAACUCAUUUUCAUUUUAAAAAAUAUAUUCCAGUAUAUAAAUAGUAAGUAUAGCUAUGUAUUGAUAAAAAAUAUUGCGUGUACGAUUGUUACUUAAUUAAUUAGUGAUGCUUUAUAAUUUUAUAUACAGUUAUGAGAUAAACCAAACAGAAAUAACUAUGACUGCAUAACAUCAUAACAAAGUAGAAAAACAAUUCUUAUUUUUGUAUUUUUGUCUAUUUUAUAUUAUCUACAGUACAAAAACAAACAUUAGUAGUAAUGCCAGUUGCAGUUUAAUAUAUUUCUAACUUACUUAAUUAUAUUGUAUCAAUCUGUCCAUGUAAAAAUGUCUUGCUGUUUUCUUAAAUUAUGUAUGUAUUAGACAAAUCUUAAUGUAUGAUAAUACUAUAUAUUUUUUUAUGUGUAGGUAAAGUUACGUCGGUAUGGAAUGGCAAUUCCUUGGUUUAUUUUCAUAACCUCGUAUGCGUAUGAUGACUGAUGUUCAUUUAACGCAAAGUCUCGUCAAGGUCCGCUCAGGUCAGCUUGUCCCAUUGAAUAUUCCCAGAGGAGCGCCGAGUGCAAUAUAGUUUAGUGAAAAGUAAUAGUUAUUUUACCUUUUUAACAAGCAAUGUGUAAUAUUAAGGUUUUCGGUGGUUGUAUUACUUAGAUAUAGCGAUUUUAGAUGCAUCGAUUUCCUAUAUUAUGGAAUCUGCUGGAAGUUUCAAAACGCUUCGUUUUUGUAUGUUUGCAGUUGUAGUACGUAUUAAAAAAACAAAUGUCAUCGUAAAAUGGACCAAACGAUUCUCGCUUUAAAGUCGAACAUUCUGUAUUUAUAAAUGGAUGCAGAAGUGUGAACGUAGACUUUAAUGCAAGAAAAUAAGGUUAAUUUUACUCUGGCAUGAGAGUGGGCAGUCCACUAAUACGCACUGGGCUAACGUGGUGGACUACGGCCUUGAGUGUAUAGGUAAAGGUAUUGUUUGAAUUAUUGAAAGUCAAAUGUCAAACCUUUUUUAGAAAAACUCAAAUGUUGACUAUAGCUAAAUUCAUGGUGUCGGAUUUUUUAACGGUGUGCGCGCGCAUCGUAAAAAUUUACAAUCACUUUUUUUCCCUAACGCGCCAAAAGAAGUUUAACUUCAAUUAUGUUAAUUCUGCAAAGUGGCAUUACACUGUUAAACCGAAUAUAUGUGAUUCGACAAGAUCGCAAAGUCGGGUCAGAUUGAGGUCAGAUAGAGACGGACGAUAGAGGAGAGGGCCAUGGUGGGCCGGUAAUGGGUUAGUAUGACGUAUACAACGCGAACGUACAAAGAAAUAAAUAGCGGCAUUAUACACACGGCGUUUUAACGCCGGUGCCACUUCUGCGUUUCACAUAGUGUCAUACGGCGAAGUCACGCUGGUCACAUUGCAAGGACGUGGCGUCGCAGUGGACGGUAAGGCUACAGAUCUGAGACUAGAAAGUGACUUAUAAGACAGCAAGGAAUUUAAAUAUAAAUAAUAAUAUGGUGAUUUUACGAUUUAUAGCUAUGUAUUUUCAACUUCCAACUAAAUAUCAUAGUCUUGAGUCAGAACUGAUUUGAAUUUUAAAGCACUCAAGUUAUAUUGUAGACAACUUUGUUGUAUAUAAGUAAAAAAAGAGGUAGAUAAUAAGUAGGUAGAGCUUGCCAACCCCAUUGGUUCGGCUUUACACAAAUCUCUGAACUGAACUAAAGCGACAGGUUUGAAAGGAGUAGGUUACUAGUAGUUUAUUCGAUACAUUACCCAAGGCUUUAAUCACCGCAAAUAAAAAACCGGUCGCUGAGUAACUCAAAAGCCUUUUUAUGGUGCCCAUAAUUAGCGACCACGCGUCGGUACCGUAAGUCAUCACAUUCAUUUUUAAGUCAAUGUCUUAAGAAAUAUGUUUCUAGUGUUAAGUUUUCAGUUUAUCACUCAACUCCACCUUGAAUUAUGAUCAAAAUUAAACUUAGAAC
Messenger RNA from Pararge aegeria (speckled wood butterfly), 3373 nucleotides. Its product is annotated as transmembrane protein 222. Bases 166 to 720 code for a protein of 184 amino acids. NCBI's taxonomy places the organism in Eukaryota, Metazoa, Arthropoda, Insecta, Lepidoptera, Nymphalidae. The transcript has 4 exons. The record is from RefSeq and is a predicted model, not a curated record.